Molecule: messenger RNA, 1278 nt
Organism: Pogonomyrmex barbatus (red harvester ant)
Lineage: Eukaryota; Metazoa; Arthropoda; Insecta; Hymenoptera; Formicidae
Molecular function (GO): protein binding
Source: RefSeq, a predicted model, not a curated record
CUUUGACAUAAUUAGCCAGAAAUCCAACGGAGAAAGAAACGCGAUACACCAAUGGAAGUACAAUAUUUGUGGGAGCUGCGUGGCUAUUGUCGCGUUUAAAUUAAGCGAUGAAAUAGUAUGACGAGGCCAGAUGAUCGAAUCUGACGUUUCUCGACGUGAGAUGUCAUCAACCUUGGACGACGCGUUUUUAACCUCUAACGCAUGACAUGAUUCCCCGUUUCAUACAGAUUUAACACAGAAUUUCAUUGCUACGUCUGCUACGUUAUUGCGAUAAUGUGCAAGGUGGACAUGGUCGAGAUUGAAUCGUUCGUGCAGUCAGAAAUUUAUAUUUAACUAGCUAUGGAGAAAGAUCAGAUCUACUCGGAGUUGAUCAUGAAGAAGGAACGCGACGAGGACACUUGUAAGGAAGGACGACGCUCCGCCGAGAGCGAAAAGAGCAUCACUCCUGACGCGACGUCGAUCGGGAUACGACCGAAGCCCUUGAUUUGCAAACCGGAAAAUGUGAGCAUUGGCUGCAAAUCCGAACCGAUCGAGACGAAAUGUUACUGGGCACCAGGAGCAUGGCAAGACGCGACCAGGACCAGCGCGUUCCAACCGUAUAAGCCACCCACUCUGCUCACAAAUCUGCAAAGAGGCAACACUCAAACACAGAUACACCAACUCUACAUAGGAAACGAUAUCACCUUUCAUACUUUGGCGGGUCAGGGAGAACUUACAUCCGAUCAUAUACACUCAAAUUCAGUGGAUAUGACUGAUGAAAAGGGUCUAACAGGAUUAAUGUGGGCCUGUGCUUAUGGACAAUUAGGUAGUGCCAGGCAAUUGCUUAAAUGGGGCGCCAAUAUAAAUCGUAGUGGACCACAAUUACAGACUAGUCUACACUUGGCGGCCGCCUAUGGUCAUCACGAUGUUGUCAAACUAUUAUUGAAUCAUGGUGCUGAUCCUAAUGCAUGCGACGAGGAUGGUAAUACUCCUUUAAUAUAUGGAGCACAUUUCGAUCAUCCACACGUAUGUUAUGAAUUGUUAACAAAAGGUGCAGAUGUAACGCUUACCAAUUCUUCAAACAUAAGUGCUUACAAAGCAGCAGUAAUGAAUAAUUCAAUGAGUGCUAAAGCGGUUAUUGAGAACCAUUUAAUACCACAAAUUAUAAGUAUGGCAACAGAUGAUUUGUAAAAAUAUAUUAAAUUGUACAUACAAUAUUUGUAUAUUAUAUACAUUUCUAUAAAUUGUAAAUAAACGUUGAAAAACAGCAAUAUUUUCAUUGUUUAUUGAUUCAACAAA